GUUGGGUUGGGGGUAAACCCGCCUUGCAGCCGUGAUUACAACGAAAAACAAGUCAAGUCAGCGUUGCCGAAUUCCGGCAGCCUAACUAGUUCUACCAGGGGGGUUAUGUAUGCUUCUUAAAUCGUUGAGUGGACAUGGAAAAUGUCACCAAUCAGUUCGGGGUUGGAUGAUCUAUUUGGGUGUUAGUUAUGGGGAACAUGGAUAUCUCGCAACCCCAUGAAUAAAAGCUUAUGUCCUGCUUUGCGCUCACAGCUGGCGAGUUGAUGAUGAUUUUUUGGGGGAUUCUCGUAUUAAGGCUGUGAUGAUAUACAUACCUACUACCAUCGGGACCUCUUAAUAAAUAAUGAGUAUAUGUCAGUUGAGGAUAUAAAUCGAUCGAAUAUCGUGACUAUACAGCACUCAUUCGUUCAGACCUGGGAGAAUCUGAACAGUUAUCUAAAAUCCAGCAAACUCGAAAGAAAAUACAUUUUGGCUGGGUACCUAGUACCCCCAACACAUCAUCACCAUGUCAGCGCCCACCGGUAAUCUUCCAAACAACGCGCGCGUCUCUGCCUUCCACAGAUUCACUCAGCCCGCACUCACCAGCAGGAGCCGCGCGAUGGAGGGGGGAGAAGGACAGCCGUCGUGGCGGUCACCCCACCACGCGACGUGGAGCACGGCCAAGUUCGCGCUGCGGGUGGUAUCGGCCAUCGUCGCCGUCGCCCUGGUCUUCGUGUCUGCCGUCGGGUUCGCCGCGCCCCCGGGGUUUAACUCGUAUCCCAUUAUGGGGCUCGCGCUGGCGGCAGCAACCCUCCUCUACAACAGCGGCCAAUUCAUCGCCAUGUGCGUGCGGCGCAGCAAGUCCGAGGCCGGGCGUCCCGCCGUGUCCCUCGGCCUCGAGCUCGUGCUCGCCUCCGGCGGCUUCGCCAUGUCCGGGCUGAUCAUCGCCUACACGAGCGACGUGUGGCGGUGGAGCGAGUACUACAACGACCCCGCCGGCAGCAACGACAACGGGGGCGCCGGCGGGAACCCGGAUGGCGGCGAUGAUGGCACUCCCCCGGACUCCAGCUACGUCGACCAUGACGGGUACGCGUGGUUCGCGAAGUCGGUUGCCGCGUGUUUUCUGGCGUCGGCUUUGUCCCUAAUCCACUUCGUCCUCUUCGUCCGCGCCUGCGUCGAAGUCAGCCGGCAACGGCAGGCUCGCAAAGAAGCUGCCAAGCCCGCAAGCCCGCCCCCGCCACCGGCAUGGCAAGGAGCCAGAUCCGAUGCUGCCGAUGACGCCAACGCGCCCGUACUAACAUCGUCGUCGCCGUCGUCGCAAGCCAAGGCCAAGAAGUGUGGCGGUGAUGGUGGUGAUAGCGUCAGCGCUCGGAGGGAUCAGACACCGCUAGGGAAGAACCCUGGAACAGAAGACGCUGGCGCAAGACUUGGGUAGUAGCGGGGGCGUUGAGGAAAUGGAAGAGGAAAAUUAAAAAAGAGAAAAACAAAAAUUGAAAGAUCGCAUUAGUUAACCUCGUGGGAUAGGUAGGUAGACUUCUGAGCGAUCGUGUUCUGGUAUGGAAUACUACAAAGUAUAAAUACUAGGUAGGUAAUGAAUGAUGCCUAGGUAGCCCUGUCUCAAUAAUGUAUAAUCAAUCC
Hypoxylon fragiforme is the source of this 1617-nucleotide messenger RNA. RefSeq lists its product as uncharacterized. NCBI's taxonomy places the organism in Eukaryota, Fungi, Ascomycota, Sordariomycetes, Xylariales, Hypoxylaceae. The record is from RefSeq and is a predicted model, not a curated record. The transcript is spliced from 5 exons. The coding region runs from base 506 to 1414 and encodes 302 amino acids.